CAGAGGACGGAGGGAUGGGAGAGAGAAGGAAGGAAGGGAGGAGAGAGGGAUGGAGAGAAGGCGGAGGACGGAGGGAUGGGAGAGAGAAGGAAGGAAAGGAGGAGAAAAGGGAUGGAGAGAAGGCAGAGGACGGAGGGAUGGGAGAGAGAAGGAAGGGAGGGAGGAGAGAGGGAUGGAGAGAAGGCGGAGGACGGAGGGAUGGGAGAGAGAAGGAAGGAAGGGAGGAGAAAAGGGAUGGAGAGAAGGCAGAGGACGGAGGGAUGGGAGAGAGAAGGAAGGAAGGAAGGGAGGAGAGACGAAUGGAGAGACGGCAGAGGACGGAGGGAUGGGAGAAGAGAUGCGGGACAGGGAGAAGGAGGGAUGAGAGCAGGGGGGAUGGAGAACGAGGGAUGGAAGCGGAGGCGGGGACCGGAGGGCUGAAGGCGACAGCGGAGCGGAGGUUCCCAGCCGCCGCCGCCGGGGGCCGAGGGCCGGGGACACUGGCUUCACAGGGACGUCGCAGGACCCCGCCUGCCAUGCCCUACGGUGCCUCCCUCCUCCUGCUGCUUCUGCUGCCCUGGGGCAGUCACUGCACCACAGGCGCAGAUGGGCCCAGUCCCUGCCCAGCCCGGAGGGAGGCGCCGGCAGAGGGAAUGGGCCAGACCUGCCAGAGGACCUGCACCCAGGACCGCGACUGCUCUGGCCGCAGGCAGUGCCUGUGUGAUGGGGCCUGCGGGCUGAGCUGUGUGAUACCUGGCCGGACCUGCCCGUGGCCCGUGCAGAUUGAUAACGCCAAGACACAUUUGGCCCAGGCUUCCCGCGGCUUCGGGGCCCUCAUGGAGGUGACCUGCCAGCCAGGCUUCAGGAUGUCCAAAGGGCAGGGAGCGGCGCUGAGCCGAUGCCAGGGGGACAGGAAGUGGAGUCUGACGGCAUCCUGCGAACGGGAUCUGGCCCCGUCGUCCUUCUGCAGCCCCCCGCCAGAGACCGACAAUGGAUUUCACAGCGGUGCCUCCUACAGGGCAGGCGGGGAGGUGCGGUACAAGUGCAAGCGCGGGUACCGGCUGGAGGGCCCAGAGACCAUCCGAUGCCAGGAGAACCAGGAAUGGUCUGGGCCCGCCCCAACCUGCCACCCCGUGUUCUGCCCACCCCCCGGGGACAUCGCCGAGGGCUACCUGGUGGCGGUGGAGAAGGCUCAGUACCGGGCCGGGGAGCUGGUCUAUUACCUCUGCAAGCGCAGCUACCUGCUGGACGGCACCAACCGGGUCACCUGCCGGGGCAACGGCACCUGGUCGCCCCGGCCCUUCUGCAGAGCGCGCUGCGUGGUGCCCGCCCAGCGGAGCCGUGUGCUCUACCAGGGCCGCAAGCUCUGGAUCCAGGAGAUCCCAGAAGGGCAGGUCCAGCACGGGGAGAUCGUCACCUUCUACUGCCGGAGCCAGAACCAGACCCAGAGCUGCAGCUACCCGGCCCCCUCGCACUGCUUCGAUGGCCUGCUGCCCCUGCCGGCCUGCUACAACGAGCCCACCUGGCUGCAGUACAAACUGUUCCCCAAGCGGGUGGUGUCCGAGAUCCGCCCCUGCUGAGCCCCCCCGGCCCCCCACACCCACACACAGCCUGACCGGAUGGACCGCCCAUGUGGCGGGGAGGAGCCAGUGGCCAGCAGGGGACCCGCUGGACAAUGCUCCUUUCGUGGGAGGACCAAUCGUGUGAAAGCUCCUCGUGCGAGGGCCCCAGAUUGCAAAGGCUGCUUGUGCAAAGGUCCAGUUGUGUGAGGAGCCCGUCGGGCGAAGGCCCCAUUGUGCAAAGAAGGUCCCCUCGUGCAAAGGCCCUAUCGUGCACAGACUGCGAUGCCAAGGCCCCAGUGUGAGUUCCCAUUGUGCGAAGGCCUCGUUGUGCAAAGGACCCAUCGUGCGAGAGCCCCAUCGUGCACAGGCUGCAGUGCCAAGGGCCUACCGUGAGAUGGUCUUAUCGUUCGAGGUCCCAUCUUGCAAGGGCCUGUCGUGCAAAGGGCCCAUCGGUACCAGGGCCCCAUUGUGCUGGGCAUGAAAGAGCUGUGGGCGGAGUGGGGCAGUGGAAGGGGGCUUCCCUGCCCCCAUUCAGUGAAUUCCAGUUGUCAGGGGGAUCCAGUCCUGGCUUUAGAGCCCAUCUCCGCCCCAAUAGAUAACUGGGGGGGGGAGAAAAUCAAGGAAACUCCAUUCCAGCUGGCAGUGGGAUCCAGUGCCGGGUUUUCCCUCCCCCCCAUAGGGCACACUUGGGCAAUCCAUGGUGGGAGGAAUCCUAUCGAGUCCAUUCCUGCUGCCAGGGAGAUCCAGUGCCGGGUUCCCCCGGCCUGCAGUCCCAGAAGGACCAGUCCAUGGGACGGGGGGGGGGGGGGAGAGGGGAAUCUAGUCGAGUCCAUUCCAGCUGGCAGGGAGAUCCAGUGCCGGGUUUUCUCCUCCCUGUGGCCUCAGUGAAAUCCUGGCCCGGAUUUCCACACCUGGAGUGGACUCUGAGUCCAUCUCUGUGGCAGGAGGUGGGGGACCAUGCCCGGGAGGUCUCUGCUCUCUGGAGGGGGAAGGGGGCAGAGCGGGGGCUGUACGUUCACUUGUAUUUAUUGGCUGUGAGGUUGCCAUUUUUAGUAGAGAAAUAAAACAAAGCAUGAUGCUGAAAUCUAUCCCAGAAUCCUCUGGGGCCUGGAAUUGGGUGGGGAGGGAAAUGCCCCACAAAGGGAUGAUUUUGGGGUUCACCAGAAGAACGCACUGCUAUGGGAUAAUAUUAGAGUCACCCAGGGAACUCCCUGCUACAGCAUAUCAGGGUUCCCCAAAAAGGAUAAUAUGAGGGGUCACCUGAGGAACUCCCUGCUACAGGCUAAUAGCACAGGUCACCUUGGGAACUCCUCACUAUGGGAUAUAUUGGGGUCACCUGGUGGCACCCCUCUGAUAUCAGGGUUCAUCCAGGGAAUCCCUUCGCUAGAGCAUAAUAGUUUUCAUUCUCAGGGUCCCCCCAGGAUAAUAUCAAGGCACCCAGGAUCUCCCUGCAAUGGGAUAAUAUUGGGGGGUUCACAUCCCUGCUAUGGCUAAUAUCAACAUUCACCCAGGAGACCCCUGCCCUGUGGGAUAAUAUUGGGGUUCACUCAGGGGGACCCUUCCAGACUCAUAUCAGGGUUCAACAGGAAAAAUCUCCCUGCUAUGGGAAAAUAUUCUGGUUGAACACAGGGAAUUACCCCUUGUGAGCUCAUUUUGGGGUUCAGCCAGGGGAACACUCCCUUGACUGGUAAUUUUGGGGUUCAGCUGAGAAACUCCCUGCUGCAAGGGAUCCCCCUUUUCUCUCUUCCUCAGUGCUUCUACCAACACACCCCAAAAUCCCUCUCCCAGGAAACCUACAUGGUGGGGGUCAAAUUCCCCAGAGCUGGGUGGUGGCAUUGUGGGGGCUCACACUUCCCCUUCUCCCAGGCAGGCAGCUUCCUGGAAUAGGGCCUGGGCAGCGUCCAAUGCAGGCAGCCAGGGAACAAAAGGCCAAAGACCUGAUACUAUUCACGCACAAACAGAACAGGGGCGCGGAGGUGAAGGACUCCGGGAAGGAGGGGGACAAGGAUGGGGGGGGUCAGUGUGUCCAUCCCUAUCCCACCCCAGACCACAGCGACUUGCCUCCCCCAACCACAGGAGCGGUGCCCCGUGCUGUUAAACCCAGGACAUGUCACCUUUAGCCUGCGGAACUGACCGACACAUGAGUUAGCAUGGCCUCAGGGGCAGUGGACCUUCCUGGGCCCAGAGUGAGGUCAGGAAGGGCUGUGAGGUUCCCUCAUCCCCCAGAUGCAUUACAGGGGGGAGGGGAGUAGGGGGCUGGACCAGCCUUUCCUUAUGGGGAGUUAUUCCUCCAUUGCCCAUGUGGGGGUGUUUGGUAUCUUCCUUUGACUUUGACAAAGCUACAACUGACCACUAUCUGAGACCGAGGUAGAUGGGCCCAUGCCUCUGGACGAGGGGGGCAGGGAGGGGUGGGAUACCAGGGUAGAUGGGCCCAUGGCUCUGGUCCAGGGGGCAGGGACGGGUGGUGAGAUACCAGGGUAGAUGGGCCUGUGACUCUGGUCUGGGGGGCAGGGCGGGGUGGGAUACCAGGGUAGAUGGGCCCGUGGCUCUGAUCCAGAGGCAAUGAAGGGGGCAGGAUACCGCGGUAGAUGGGCCCGUGGCUCUGAUCUGGGGAGCAGGAAGGGGGUGGGAUACCAGGGUAGAUGAGACCAUGCUGUGGUGCAGGGGGCAGGAUACCUGUCACCUCUGUGUUCUUGGUGAACCAGGGCGCAGUAUCCAGUCUGUCUGACUCACAAAAGACCUCCAUCUACCCCGCACUCCCCCAAGCCUCUGCUUGCAUCAAAACUGCUCCGAAGACAGAUUUACAAAAAACAAUGGAAAGGCCGUGGGAGACCCACCGAAACCCCUGGGAAGAGGGUGACAGGAUUAAGGCAACUCCCCGGCCUCAUGUGCAUCGGAGGUGGGACAAGGAGGCAUCUCCAUCAGCCUACAGCCUGGACACCAGAGAUCCCAAGGCAAGACCCGCAGGGAACUCUGGGAGCAGGGAAGCACGGCACGCUGGGGGAUCGCUGCUCCCGAUGUUAAUGAACCCACGCCUGCACACCCCCAGCUCAGCAGUUAUCAGCCCAAUUCUAGUAUUGACUCCUUUACUGGUAUCCAAAAUACUGAAGCUCCCUAAUUGUAUUGUGAGCUCCCUGGAAGGAACACCGUCCAUAGCCAGGAAUGAUCAGCUCCUGUUGUCUAGUCUGAACAAAACAACGUUGGUAUCCUCCCUUGGGCCAACAAUUUACCCCCAAACACAUCUAAUGUUCUUCCUUGAACCACUGUUCUUGCCCUACCCCUCUACCCACGCUCAAGUAAGUGCUCUGACACCUGGAUCCAAAAUCUGCAUCGGUUCCAUUGGGACUUCAUCCUCUCCUGACUGAUCGUGCUGGGGGCUCUGCCUGUCUCCUGGACCCGCAGCUACCCCCCCCACCUGGGACCCCUGCUCGAUUCAAGCUUCACAGAGUGGCGAGAACCCAGCUCUCUCUCGGUGUAGCCUUCUGACCCUGGCUUGUGUGAUCCGUUCUAGUUUUCUAAACCUGCCUUUUACAAUCAAGUUUUAGUUUGAUUUAAUAUUAUAACCGCUUUGUUUGUUUGGCUCCUCUCUGGCUAUUACCUGGCAAUAAAUAACUUU
Messenger RNA from Caretta caretta (loggerhead turtle), 5157 nucleotides. Its product is annotated as beta-2-glycoprotein 1-like. The record is from RefSeq and is a predicted model, not a curated record. Lineage: Eukaryota; Metazoa; Chordata; Testudines; Cheloniidae. Gene Ontology annotation, cellular component: extracellular region. Gene Ontology annotation, molecular function: peptidase inhibitor activity.